Bactrocera oleae (olive fruit fly) is the source of this 3849-nucleotide messenger RNA. The record is from RefSeq and is a predicted model, not a curated record. Lineage: Eukaryota; Metazoa; Arthropoda; Insecta; Diptera; Tephritidae.
CUUCCCGUCAAUUACGUCGAAAAGUUCCAUAUGCUGGCCAUUUAAUGACCCCCCGACGACUUUGGUUGAAUAAAAUACCGACACAAUGUGAUGUUGUCAUCGAGUUUCCAGAAGAUGCGCCUAACGAUGCUCUUCGUUGGCUUCUCUCUCGAUUGCGUUGUCAACCACCUUCGGGACUUGGAUUGGUUGUACAAGUAAAGGCUCACGAAAGUACACGCCGGAAUGCUUUCUACAUUAGUGCACCAACGAAUGUACUAUUUAAAGCCGCCGAAGAAGCACGAUUACCGAAACGCUUACGUCCUGACCUAGGUGGUGCCUUACGUGAAUUCACAACACGCGAAAGCCAUUGUUUUCAGCAAAUACUAACCGAAGAUGGAAGCAGUGCACUUUUCACAUCGCAAGAACGGCAAUGGCUGGUGCUGCAGGUACUACAAGGCCUCCGUGCCAGUCAGGCGGAUAUUGAGGCACUGCAGGGCCGUGCAACUGUAGCCGAAGGGCAAAGCAUCAUUGCAGCCUGGCAAGAGACUGGUCUGAUUGUGCAGGUUUUUCCGCUACAUGAAACCCGCUCACUGGCGCUGCUACAAAACAGUUGGGUAAAACAGAUUUUUGCCCCGCAACCACUUGAUGAUAUAGCUGAAUAUUUUGGUGUGAAAGUAGCACUUUACUUUGCGUGGCUAGGCCAUUACACCUGCGCCUUAGGCGUGCCAGCUGUCUUUGGCAUGAUAUUGUAUGCAGCACUCUGGGGAAAAGGACAAACAGCGCAAGAUAUGGGACACGUUCUAUUUUCACUAUUUAAUGUAGCGUGGGCUUCAUUAUAUUUAGAGGCGUGGAAGCGGUAUUCUAUUGAACUCGCUUUUCGUUGGGGUACCUUAUCGACACCCCCAGAACUACUGGAACCUCCUAGACCACUUUAUAAGGGUAUUUUAGUAGAAAAUAAUGUAACUGGACGACUUGAACCAAGAGAAGCACCAGCGUGGAAGCGUCGCGCUUUUCGAUACCUAGUCAGUUUUCCAGUGAUCGGAAUGUGCCUCGCGAUUGUUUUUGUUGUUAUGUUCCUGAUGCUACGGUUCCAGGAUUGGCUGGAUCAUAAUAACAUACCUGAUAGAGGAAUUGCUCAAUGCAUGUAUAAUUUGCACAAGGAUUGGUGGGACUCUAAAUUGCCUGAAGAAAGCAUUUUAUGCUGUUUUAGUGUAAUACCAAAGGUUUUAUUGGCUGGGGCAAUAACCUUACUGGAUGAAGCUUAUUAUAAAUUGGCUGUCUGGCUAAAUGAUCACGAAAACUAUCGUCUUCAAUCGAAAUACGAAAACCAUCUUAUAGCAAAAGUAGCUCUUUUCCAGUUCGUCAACUCAUUUUUGUCUUUAUUCUACAUUGCUUUUUAUCUUCGAGAUGAGGAUAAACUAAAAGAGCAAUUGGCCGGGUUGUUAAUUUCACGACAAAUAAUUGGGAACCUUCGUGAGUCAGCAAUACCUUACUUUAUUGAACAAUGGAAACUAGCUAAAUUGAGCUUUAAUAUGUGGGGUGCACUCAGCCCUACACAGGAUAUCACCCGAACUAUAAUGGAUUCCGGUGUUUCAACGACCACAUCGACAGCAUCCAUUACUACUGUAAAACUGAAAGUGGAAACACCACACCAAACACCUACGAGAUAUGACGACAGUAGCCCAUUGGUAAGAACUACAACUUCAUCAUGUAAGCGAAAUAUCGGGCAAGCAGAGAUCGAAAGUACACUUUACAAGUACGACGGGACAUUUUCCGAUCAUUUAGAGAUGCUGGUUCAGAUGGGUUAUGUAGUACUUUUCUCUGCUGCUUUUCCACUGGCCGGUUUAUGUGCGCUCGUCAACAACUUGAUGGAGAUACGUUCAGAUGCCUUCAAGUUGGCUCAUGUUCACCAAAGACCGUUCGGUCAGCGUGUGGCUAAUAUUGGAACCUGGCAAAAUGCGUUUAGUAUUUUGUCGCUGGCUGCAGUCAUUGUCAACUGUGCGUUGAUUGGCUUAUCCGGGCAAGUUUCACGUCUAUGGCCCGGUCUAACAACUGCUCAAACAAUAAUUUUGAUUGUUACCUUGGAGCAUAUUAUGUUAGGGUUGCGUUCUGCGCUUACAUGGUUGCUGCCUGAAUUGCCGUCGUGGUUGGCAGCGGAAAUCGCACGCGCCGAACAUUGCCGCAGAGAGAUGCAAUGCAAGGGAACUUCACCGCGACCCACACCACCGACACCUCCAUCGACUACUUCCACACAGCCAGACCAGGACGCUUUAAUUUUAGAAGGCACAACCACUAAUGAUCAAUCAAUUGAGAGUCAAGUCCCUGAGGAUAUUUUAUACCAAGAGCAGUUGCGGCAAGGCUCAAACUAUACGCAAAUGGAUGAAAUAGUCAAUUUCGGCCUACAACGCAAUGUUGAAGCAAAUGUGAAUAUAUUUGAGAAUCGUGAUUCUUCGCCAGACUCACCACCUUCACAAACCAGUACUAUACUGAUAAGACCUUUACAUGAAUCAACACCACCAAACAGUGGAUCAUCUGUGACGAGCUUAUUACAGGAGACUGGCCACGGACACGGCAGCGCAUGUAAAAGUUGUAUGCUGAAAAUGAAAAAAGCGGAAAUACCCCCAUUUCAUGGAUAUUCAGUUCGUAAUUUAAGCUCAAUUCAAGCUAAUCAAAGAUUGCACUCUUUUUCAGGAGCUUCUCUAAGCAGUGCAAGCACUCUGGCAUUAAAUACUAUCCGUCAGCCUAUACAAAUAUCAGAAAUACCGCCUUUCCGGAAAAAAUCAAGUGACUCAGCUGAUCAAACUGGUAGCAGUGCGAGCAGUAGUCCGCAGCACUCCAAACAUCCGCUUAUUUCGACACCUCCACCCAUGAUACAGCAUCAACCCACAAAAAUACCGGAGAUACCACCUUAUAAACAGCGCAAAAUCUCGGCAGAAAGUGCCACACAUAUAAAUAUGAGUGAUAAGCUUAUGCUUAAGGCACAUGCACCCGAGUGGAUGUCCCGCUUGAAAGUCAGCGAUAAUAUAAACUUGCAUAGGAGUAUAGAUUGUAUUGCCAAGGAGUUACAAAGUAGUACAGACACAACGGAUAUCUUAAAGCCAGCACCAUUGAGUAAUGUAGCCAUAAAAUUGCCUACUCAACAGCAAUUAGCUGUCUCCUCAUCAUCUUCAUCGGCUGGGUGGCAUUCGGCAGUGCUGGCGGCAUGGGUACAGCCAUUGGCAUUUUGUGGCGGACAGUUAAGGGCCCGGCCUAGUGUGGGUGGCAUUUCUACUACAUCGACCUCAUCGAUGCAACUUAAAAACUUACUGACAAUGUCAAAAUGUACAACAGCAGAGAUAGUCGCAGUGAAAGGGAACACAGGUAGCACAACGCAAACGGCAGCCAGCGAGGAAGCUAAAGCAGCGGAGAUUGCAGCGAAAAAAUCUCGCUUAAAGCAAAAGCUUGUAAAAAGUGCACGAUCAGUUGGUAUAUUCUCGCUGAAACUAAAAGAGCGGCGACAGCGUGAAGCCGAAAAGGCGGCAACAAUUGCCAUUGAACAUGCCAAGGCUUUGGCUAAAUUGCCACCCAUACCGCAACCAGGCGGCGAGCUAUCUCUCAUACCUAUUGAGCAGCUAAUACAAAUCGAAGAUAUAAAGCCAACACCAAAAGCACAACCCACUACAUCGUCGACAGCAACAAUGUUAGCAGCGACAAGUUUGUCCACUGCUGUGAUUUCACCACAAGUAAUGACACCCUCAUCGAGCGCACUGGCGGCGGCGAUGCAGCAAUUUCAAAGCUCGGGAAAUCAUUGAAUAAAAGCAGUAGACGCGGUUAAAACCCAAUUUGGUCAAUUGUCAUUAUGCAAUAAAGAAGUUGGUGAGAUGUGAAAUU